CCCAGCCAGACUGUCGAUAUUUGUAAACAUCGAAGAUGACACUCUCCUUGGCCUGCCCCCUUUCCCCCUGAGAGGUCACAGGUCACCAGAACGGGGAAAUUGGUGCGAGUGAAUUUACAUAUUGGGCAGGGGCAAUUCUGAGGGGUGUAAAAUAAGAAGUGACUCAUCCUGUUGGUUGGUUUUUGUAAUGACACAUUAUUAUUUACAAACCGGAAUGAGACUUGGUUCGAUAGUCAUCGUCAAAAAAGUUCGUCUUUUAUAAAAUGUGGAAAAAUAUGUCUUUCUCUGGGAGGUGAAACCCGAGUGGAUUCAAAAUUGAAUGUAUUGUGCGAAUCAGAAUCAUUCCAGCGUCAAGCUAGCUGUAUCCAACCGGUGUUUUAUUUUUAGUUCAUUUCGUUUAUUUUCAAUAAUUAAAACUUAUUGUUGAGGGAGUUUUGAUAUGAUGCAAAAGUUUGCAAAAAUGUGAACAAAACAUUGCUGGUUAUGGUUUAGUGAUUGUGGUGGUGUAUGUUAAGGAAAGUCCGCAGGUUCCUUCCUAACACUAAUUUUUAUAAACAUCACGGCCGGGAUCACUAUAUUUGAGCUAGAUUUUAGAGAAACAUUUAAAAUCGAGUGAAAUAUGCCUUCGGGAGGAUCUGUUACAAUGACGAAAGAAAUAAGUGAAGGGAUUAAGGCUCUGCUGGGCAAGCACGUGCGAAUUCUCAUGAAAUGUGCCGUAAAGAUGGAGUCAAAGGGUGACAAAACCGAAAACCGGAUUCUUGUGUUUUGUCCAUGUCGGCUGUUCUGCCUCAAAGUUCCUCCUCGAAUCGAUUUCCACUUUCACUACUUGGAAAUUCAAGCCAUAGAGAGCCGAAAGAAUAACCAGCUGGUCCUGACUGCAAAUGACAAGAGUCACAGUUUUGUGAUACCUGAUCCCGAAAAAGUGGAGAUUAUUGACAAAAUGAUUGUAACUUUGUUGACUGCAUUAAACGAAACAUUUCCAGGAGUUCCACUUUAUAAUUUAGUCCGUAAGAUUGACGUGUUUCCGACUCAAAGACUUCAACACCUGGACAUCUCAUUUGAUGGGGGCAGUAGUGGGAGUGGUGGGAGCAUCAGCGGUGGUCUGACUUCUGCCAGCUCAACCCCCAUGCCAUACCCCAAGUCCAAGAGCACCUCGUCUCUUGAAGACAACGCAAAUUCAACAAGCACCACCAAUUUAGUCAGCUCAGCUAGUUCAACAUCCGGUUCCAAUCUUUUACUCUUCGGGUCCAGCUUUGUGGUUCCAGGGUCGGUGGGGCCUUGUGGCGGAUUCUCUACUCAAUAUGCGUGGAUGUGCGAUUUGUUGGGCCUGCCUUAUCGGGAAGAAGUUUCGUGGGACGUAGACACGAUAUAUUUGUCUCAUGACUCAAGAGAACUUUGCCUCAACGAUUUUGAUCAUUUGGAGCCCCGAGAUCUGACUCCAAUCCUCAGCGCACUGGAGUACAACAACUGGUUCAAGUCACUGAAAGGCAGCCAUGUAAAACUAUCUCACGAAGCAAUGGACAAAUUUCUUCACAUUGUCCGAAAAUCUGUGACUAUUGAAGAACUUCACUUUGAGAAUAUUGGAGCCAAAACGGACUUUGCUCAAAAGUUAUCAGCAGCUUUGAGUCAUAAUACGAAUAGCCAAGUCCACACCAUAGACCUCUCGCACAAUAUGAUUGAAGACAAAGGUGCUAUUCACUUGAGCAGUCCUCUAGCCAAAUUAUGUCGCGGUCCAGUCUGGUUGAACUUGUCAUCUUGUGGCCUUUCUGCAAAAGGCGUCGCUCAACUGGCCCAUGCGCUUGCUCUUAAUCGGUGUGCACCAAAUAGCUUGACCCAUCUUAAUCUAGCCGGAAAUUCGUUGAAAGAUGACAUUAAUAAUCUAUGCAAUUUUUUGGCGACCCAAAAUUCCAUAACUUACCUUGAUCUCUCGGGGACGGACUGCAACCUCGAAACAGUAUUUGGAGCUCUCCUUCGAGGAUGUACAUCACAUCUUGCUCACUUGAAUUUAUCCCGGAAUAAUUUUUCGACAAAGAAGGGGAAAGAAAUUCCUCCUUCAUUUAAACAGUUCCUUACGAGUAAUCUGGCUUUGAAAAAUUUGGCUUUAUCCUCCUGCAAACUGUCGUUGGACGCAUUGAAACAACUUUUGCUCGGCCUAGCAUGCAACGAAAACACUGCCGAAUUAGAGUUGGACAUCAGCAGCAAUGGCAUGGGAGCACAAGGAGCACAUGUUCUAGAAUCCUGUCUACACGGAAUAAAAUGUCUUGCUAGUCUCGACAUCAGUGAUAACAAUUUGGAUGGAGAUUUGGCCGGAGUGAUAACAGCAGCGAUGAAGAACAAGUCACUAAAACACCUAAAUCUGGGUCGGAAUCUGCAGUCUACAAAAGCAAAACAUGUUGCCCAAGUCAUGGAAGCUAUCGUGCAAAUGCUUCAGGAAGACGAUUGCGUCCUUCAAACCAUUAGCCUAGCAGAUUCAAAAUUGAAAGGGGAGCUUUUUGGAGUAAUUAAUGCCAUUGGGAGUAAUCAAACGCUUCAAAAUAUUGAUAUAAGCGGAAACCAGUGUGGAGACGUGGGUGCAAGGCUUUUAGCAAAAGCUCUGCAAAUAAACUCGAAACUUCGAUGCAUCACUUAUGACAAGAACAACAUCACAUUACAAGGAUUUUCAGAUAUCGCUUACGGUCUUGAAAGUAAUAUGAGCGUCCGAUACAUCCCUUUUCCAGUGCAUGACGUCCUUCCAUGCAUGAAAGUAUCAGGAGCCGAAAAAACCGAAUCUGUGAUGAAGCGUAUCCAAGAUUUAAUUUAUAGAAAUUCACAACCACAGAAUAAGACAUCCUCGGGCCAUCAAUUCCGACUUCAGCAGGGUUUCCUACUAAGUUCUGCCCAACAAACGGUGGACAAGUUGAUUAGUCAAACUCAAGACGGUGUGAAACUACUCAAGAAAAAUGAACAAAACUCCCCUUCUGACAGCAACUAUGUGGAUGUCAUCAAUCACGCUGAAACCCUUAUCCAGAAUUCGGAACGAGCAAAACAGUUACUGGCAAAUCUUCACGAACUGAUUGAGCAGAAGGGGGAAGCUGGCAAAGUUAUUGAGAGCAAGUUACAAUCGAUGUCCGACGACUUACAUUCUGUGCUCUUACAACAUAUUCAGAAAAAUAUUGACACGGUUUUGGAAUUGGGUGAGGAAAGGUGUCCAAAUUUGAUGGGGGAUGAGGACCUGAAACAAGAGAUUAGAGAAGGAUGCAUAGAAAGGGCCGGCGUGUCCUCUGAAUUUGUGAAACACUGUGUAAUGGACAUUGCUGGAGCUGAUAUCAUCAACAAGUUGAAUGAAGUGAACUUGGCUGUAGCUGCGCACAUCAGUGAUAAACUGGUUGACCGUGCGAUUGACUCUCUUAUGAAAUGCCAUAAGCAAUUGAAUGACGCGAGCAGGAAAAGGUCUUCAACACCGGAUGUUUUAAAAAACAGGCUACGAACAAGUCCGAGUGAUCUAUCAUCAAAAGAGAUGGCUGAUGCUGCAGUUGCAGUUAGCGAAGGAAAUCUUCAAUUUACGGAUCAGUCCCCAAUGGGUUUGUUCAUAAAGUAUCUUACUUGUCUUAUUUUCCCGGAUGCUACCAAACAGAAAUUGGAUUAUCUAAAUCUCGCAACGCCGCAGAUGCAGGCUAAACGUAAAACUCAUACUCAUAGCCGUCGCAUGAGACCUAAAUCUGUUGUUGAUUGCGUUGAGGGACUUUCUGCAGACGACAUUCCAGAUUUGUUGCCCAGUCUUCCAAAAACCAUUGAAGAAACCAUCUCACAACUUCAAGAUUUACCACCAAUAUCCCCCCAGCAGUUGAAACAUUUGGGGAAGGCUCGCCCCAAGAAACCAAAGACAAGAGCACCAACUCGACCUUCAGUGCGACCACCAACUGACCUUAUUGAAGAGGAAUCCUCAGAUCGACACGUUGGAAUAGAGACAUUCUUUAGACCCGGCUCUGCAACGCCAAUUGUCACCCCGGAUUCUGAUGAAUGCAGCACAUCCUUAAUGAUAUCCUUGACAAGUGAGACCGACACCAGCAUUCAGUCUCCCACCCAUUCCUCGCGAACGUUCAAAGCUGAUGCCGAUGACAAUAACUCUGACCGCACAAGUCCAGGGUCUUUUGACUCUUGCAGUAUCGCAAGUAAACUUUCACUGGAUGCAGUUACUCGUUCAAAGUCCACAGAUUGUUUAGAGAAAAAGAACAAUUUGCUCACCCCAGGAGCUGGCUCAACCUCCGUCUCACCAGUUGGUGAUGAAACUACCUCUUCUAGCACCGUCGCAGAUGGACAAAAAUCUCCGGUACAGCGAAUUGGAGUGUCUGUUGUAGGAUCCAAUGUCUUGGCCGAGAUGAAGGCCAAACAGGAGAAGCGAACUUCUGGCCUCUUCUCAUCUAACUCCAACAGUAUUUCGAACAAAUUUAAAAACUCUGAAGACAAGGAAAGUGUGACUGUGACUCACUCAUCGCUAAAAACUGAAAAUAAAUCCAGUACAAUUGUCAACGUGAAUAUGAACAGCACUUUAAGUGGUAGUGGUGGUACGGUGACAAAUUCUUCUAGUAGCGUUAGUGCUAGCAAAACUGAAUCCUCGAACUCUGUUGUGAGCAAAACUAAAGAACACUUUUCCGGAAAUAAGAAUUCUAUUGUGGCCAAUGCUGCUGCAGCCCUCAAUGCCAAUGCUGCCAGUAAUGUUAAUAAAAGACCUCCCCCCGUAGCACCCAAGCCCCGGCCGUGGUCUGUGGUUGGUUCAGAUCGUCGUUCAGGGGAGUUCUCGUUAAGUGACGGAUCAAGUCCUCUUGGUUCAAAUGCUAAUACACCGGAAUCUGGAGAACUACUGGACGACCAUGGAGUGGUUGGUGGCAAAGUUUCACCAAUGUCUCACAACAACACUUCCUCCGAACCCAUGUCACUCCCACCUAAUGUGACUACAGCGAAAUUGUCCUCCUCGCCAAGUAAUCAAACUAUGAACCGUAGCUUGAAUAGUAGUAUCAACUCUACGAACAACAACAGUAGGGGUAGUACGGGUGGUGGUAGCCCUGGAUCAAAUUCAAAUUCCAACUCGAAUGAGGAAAUCAGUCGGGCUGGAAUCUCUCCAGUGUCCCUCCCGGUUUUAAGAGCUGUUGGGACUGAGAAACGAUCCUCAGUCAAGGAGUUGGCAGGCAUUAUGGCAGCCUCAUUAGCACGACAAAGUCAAAGUCAGAACCAAAACCAGGCGGAUGAGCCGAAGAAGAAGGCUGAUUCUUUGCCCAGAAAUGUACCACCUCCCAGUUCCAACAAUAGCACGGUAGAGAACCAAGAUUUCAACCGAGCGAGAGUUCAAGAAUGGUCGAGGCAUCAUUCCAUCAGUGAAGUCUGGAAAGUUCCUCUUAGGAAAUUUUCCGCUGAGAAACCCGUAGCAAAGCCGUGGGGUCCAAAUAACGACCAGAAAUCCCCAACAAAUUCAGAUUCGUCUUUUGGAAUCGGCAGAUCUCUCAGGAAAGUUUCAAAUGAUGAAGACGUAGUCAAUGUAUGAAUGAAUACAGUACACAACCUACUUACCUAUACGUACCCUAAUCAAUCUUCAUGCUAGCGAACAAAACUGCAUAAUAUUAUGCCCACAUCGCCAAACAAUUGUGUUAUUACUACUUUGUUCAACCGCAUCGAAUAUAUAUAAGUUAAAAAUUCCUUUGAUAUGGAUAAUUUUGAUUAGUUAUAUAUUUCUCGCAACUUUGAAAAUAUUCUACACAUAUGUACCGCUCCAUCUACUUUAUCUUGUAAUGUUAUUAAAUAUUAUGUUUGUGUAUAUAAUAAUUAUUAACCGUGUUUUGUUUCGCCGCGUGUCGUGGUAUCUACUGAUUCGUUUGUGUUAUUUUUGUUCUAAUGUGAUAAGUUGUCAAAAGUCUACCUACAUAGCAUCAGUUGUUCUGUCGAGGCGUGCGUGCAAUGAAUUUGACUUGUGUAGUUAUGUAUGUAACCUUUCUGUACCUUCUUGGAUUGACGAGAGUGAAUAUACGUUCAGUUGAAUCAAAAAUUAGACACUACCAAUAAUACACCUUAUGAGGGAUAGAACGGAACGAUUUCAGUGUAUUUUAUUAUCAUUUACUAAAAUCAAUACUGCUUCAGCAUGCUGAUGAGCAAUAUAUGUAGAAUUUGUUUAUAAGGUCUUCGGAUUUACAUAUUAUAUAUACGCGUGUUUUUGACAACAAAUUAUGACGCUAGGAAUGCGUACCAUGCAACAUACACUAUUAUUAUCAUCUUAUCCUGUUAAAUUUACCCCAUUUUAAUUUGUCGUACCAUUAUAAAAUAAUAUACAUAUAUAUAUCCAAUUACCAUUUUCAAGCUUGUCUCACAUCCAGUCAGAAAAAAAGUAUAUUGUAAGGACAUCGCAUGAACAACAAGUAAAAGAAAUUAUUUAACAACA
Folsomia candida is the source of this 6406-nucleotide messenger RNA. RefSeq names its product F-actin-uncapping protein LRRC16A (gene LRR). The record is from RefSeq and is a predicted model, not a curated record. Lineage: Eukaryota; Metazoa; Arthropoda; Collembola; Entomobryomorpha; Isotomidae. Gene Ontology annotation, cellular component: plasma membrane; lamellipodium. The transcript is spliced from 36 exons. Bases 620 to 5518 code for a protein of 1632 amino acids. Gene Ontology annotation, biological process: regulation of Arp2/3 complex-mediated actin nucleation; cell migration. Gene Ontology annotation, molecular function: protein binding.